Tachysurus fulvidraco (yellow catfish) is the source of this 1809-nucleotide messenger RNA. It is a transcript of the gene saysd1, whose product is annotated as SAYSVFN motif domain containing 1. The record is from RefSeq and is a predicted model, not a curated record. The transcript is spliced from 2 exons. NCBI's taxonomy places the organism in Eukaryota, Metazoa, Chordata, Actinopteri, Siluriformes, Bagridae. The coding region runs from base 158 to 643 and encodes 161 amino acids.
ACGAAACGGUGCAACCAUCAGAAACGUUCGUGUGCAACAUGUAAAACGGAACUAUUUACUACAGCACGCGAAAUCUUCGAUGUAGGUGAUUUUUGUAGAAAACCUCACUUUUCUAAACAUUCUCUAAAUUGUUGUUUUUGUUAUUAGACAUUUAAUCAUGGAACAGAAGUUAGCAGAGUUCAGAGCCCGAAAGAAAGUCGAGAAGCAAGCAACGAAAAACGAAAAUCCACCUGAGAGUUGUUUCUGUGAGACACAAACAGCUCCGAAUGACGCCACCAAGUCCACUGAGUCAAACACGACAGUAAAGGAGGAAAACAGAGACUGGCUGCUGGACAGCGCUGUUGGCCGCUGGCUUGGUGUGCAGCGUUUGGCGGUUACUAACCUGACCUUGCUGAAGGUGUUACUGUGGCUUGUGUUGCUUGGUCUCUUCACUGAGCUGGACUUUGGGCUUCCCUUCUUUGUCCUGUCUCUGUUUUACUGGCUUUAUGAAGGUCUACGGAGUCCAGUGGCGAGAAAGCCUGGUGAGCUGAGUGCCUACUCGGUGUUUAACCCCAACUGUCAGCCCAUCCUCGGCACACUCACUGCAGAACAGCUGGAGGGAGAGAUGGGUUACAGACCACUAAACAAUAGAGUGAAUACAUAACACACUACCAACAAACUCUCAGACUGGCUUUAAAAUAAACACUGCUGAAGUUUAUAUCACCCUACAGAAACAUGUAACAUAUUUUAGGCCGAACACCACACAUUCAUGGACUAAUAUACACACAUAUAACACUCGCAUUUUAUACACAAGGUCAUGAGUAACAGGAAAUGAACAGAGAGCUUACAAACAAGGACAGAAACGAAGAGCUCAUUUGUAUCAGCUGUACAAAACAUUCUUAAAAAAAUUUAAUCUAACCAAGUUAGAUUUGUGUACAUAGCAACAGUCUAUGGCAAAACUCAGGCUAGAAGUUUAUAGAAGAUAAAACCCUCUUAUGCAUCAAUUUUUCCUAUCCAAUUGUUACUUUUCUUUAAAGGUAAAAAAUAAAAUAAAGUGAUGAGAUAUAAUGGAUUUGAGUAUUUAUUAUUAGGUAAUGUCCUACUAAAGAGAACACAGUUAUUUAAAAAAAAUCCUUGUUGAUUGGAUGUGCAGUUAGUAUGCAACAUGUCCAGGUAUCUUGUUUCUCAUUACACGUUUAUGUUCGUUUUGUUCUCUCAGAAUCCUCAAUCCAUGGAUUGAAAGCAGUCUGGGCUGUGUUCAGUUGCAAUCCUGAAUACUUUUUUUUUUUUAGAUUUUUAAAUAUUUCCAUAAUUAAAAAAAGCUUUAAAUUGACAUUUUUACCAAUGUAACUUGAGAAGUAAUUAAAACAGGUGUACAUAAAAAAAAAAAAAAUUAACAUUGUACAUAUAAUGUUAAAAGAGCUUUUCGGACUUCAGUGGGUCCAACAGACGUCAGUUUUUACUUAUGAGUCAUGGGUAUUGCAUAGAGACUCAUAAAUCACACCGUGUUCAGUUCAGUAAUGGAACUUGUCAUUAUAUGGACCUUAGUCCUCACCACCUUAUAUUUUUUUAAUUGAGCUACAGAAAAAACAACUAAUCUGUGGUUCAUUUGGUAAGGGAGACAUUUAAAGCCAGGUGCAUUAGAUGCAUGUACAUCAUACAGGUGUAUUAUGUCAUCUUCUUUAUAUAACAAGACAAAAAACAAAUCUCAGGGCUACCAUUUUGUUUGAUUACAUUUACUAUUAAAAGUGAAAACUAAUCCUUUGUAUUGUUGUACCUGACAAUAUACACUCACCUGCUGACAACUCAAUAAAUUUAAAAUGAUGAUUA